GUUGCCUAGGAGACCGAGAGUAACUCCAGUGGUGCGGCUGGCGCGCUGAGGCUAUGGCCACGUUAGCCCGGUUGCAAGCUCGGUCGACGACUGUAGCACAUCAGUACUACUACAGGAACAGCGUUGUGGAUGUAUUUCGAAAAAAGGAGAAUGAUGCAGCAGUUAAAAUCCAGAGCUGGUUUCGAGGAUGUCAAGUUCGAGCAUAUAUCAGGUACUUACACAGAGUAGCAACAAUUAUUCAGAAACGAUGGAGAGGUUACUUAGGCAGACAACAUUAUCAACUAAUUGUGAAGUUAGCAUAUUACACUAUGAAGAUGAAUCUCUACAAUGCAAUGGCUGUCAGGAUUCAGAGGCGAUGGCGAGGCUAUAAGAUUCGGAAAUACUGCUUUAAUUAUUUUUAUUUGAAGGAGUACCUGAAAGCUGUUUCAGAGACCAAUGAUGCAGUUAGGAAGGCUCUGGAGGAGUUUGCAGAGAUGAAAGAAAGGGAAGAGAAGGCGGACCUGGAAAGGAAGGAGAAAAAAAGAGAUCACCAAGCCCGAAAGAUGCAUUACCUCCUCAGCACAAAGCAGAUUCCAGGUAUAUACAACUCACCUUUCAGAAAAGAUCCUGAUCCAUGGGAGUUGCGGUUACAGCAGGCAAAGCCUUUAACACACCGAAGACCUAAAGUGAAGCCGAAGCACUCCGUCAGCCUUAGCAGCUGGCUGGCUUGCACAAGUGCCCGGUCCUUUCCUCGGUCCGGAAUUCUGCCACCCAUUGAUAGGAAACGAUGUCAGGGACCCUUCCGCGAUGUCUCUGAAGUGUGGGAACAGCGCUACAAGCCUCUGGAACCGACGCUGCGAGUGGCCGAACCGAUGGAUGGGCUAUAUGAGGCCAGAGCACAGCUCCAGAGACAGGAAUGGAUGCGAAAUGUGAAUGACAAUAUGUUUUUGCCAUUUUCUUCCUACCAUAAAAAUAAAAAGUACAUCCCGACAAUGCAUUUAUCAAGCAAGUAUGGUCCUGAUGCUUAUGGAAGUCAACAUUUCCGAGAUGAAAAUCCUAAGAAAUGGAUCUGUGACAAGGAUUUCCAAACUGUAUUGCCAUCAUUUGAUCUCUUCUCACAGUACGGAAAAUUGUAUUCAAAAGCUGGACAAAUUGUAUAAAGG
Lipotes vexillifer (Yangtze River dolphin) is the source of this 1142-nucleotide messenger RNA. RefSeq names its product spermatogenesis associated 17 (gene SPATA17). Gene Ontology annotation, biological process: establishment of meiotic spindle localization; mitotic cell cycle; spindle organization. Bases 54 to 1139 code for a protein of 361 amino acids. Gene Ontology annotation, molecular function: calmodulin binding. Gene Ontology annotation, cellular component: spindle pole. Lineage: Eukaryota; Metazoa; Chordata; Mammalia; Artiodactyla; Lipotidae. The transcript is spliced from 10 exons. The record is from RefSeq and is a predicted model, not a curated record.